UUUUUUCUUUGCCUUUCUGCUAUUAAAAAAAAAAAAAAAAUCGCUGUCAUCGAGCGGCACUUCUUGGUUUGUGCUGUCGCGGCAGCCCGAAGAACUUUAGACUUCAGUGUGUUUUUGUUCGCCUCGCUCUCGCCGAGAAGUUGGAGACGGCGCUGCUGACCGCUGACUUGAUGCGCUCGCGAGCCGCAGGUGACCGUGAGCAGUGGUGCUGAGUAUGAUGGACCAUCUCAGUGAAGCGUGCCUGGGGAAGGAAAAUUGUGACCUGUCCAGCAGCAUAGGGGACCCCAAAGGGCCCCCCGCUAAGAUCGCACGGCUGGAGCAGAAUGGGAGCCCCCUGGGAAGGGCCCGUCUCGGGAGCACAGGGGCCAAGAUGUCAGGAGUUCCCCUCAAACCCUCAGGACACAUCCUGAAGACCUGCCACAAGAAAGGCAACAUGCUUCCCGUAUUCUGCGUGGUGGAGCACUACGAGAGCCCCAUCGAGUUCGACAGCAAGGAGGAGCAUGCCGAGUUCGUGCUCGUCCGCAAGGAUAUGCUCUUCAACCAGCUCAUCGAGAUGGCCCUGCUCUCGCUGGGCUACUCCCACAGCUCGGCCGCACAGGCCAAAGGUCUGAUCCAGGUGGGCAAGUGGAACCCCGUGCCCCUCUCGUACGUGACGGACGCUCCGGACGCCACGGUGGCAGACAUGCUACAGGACGUCUAUCACGUGGUCACGCUAAAAAUCCAGCUGCACAGUUGUCCUAAACUGGAAGACUUGCCUCCAGAGCAGUGGACCCACUCUACAGUAAGAAAUGCCCUCAAGGAGUUACUGAAAGACAUGAACCAGAGCUCUCUGGCAAAAGAAUGUCCCUUAUCACAGAGUAUGAUUUCCUCCAUUGUGAACAGCACUUACUAUGCAAAUGUCUCUGCGGCGAAGUGUCAGGAAUUUGGUCGCUGGUAUAAACAUUUCAAGAAGACAAAAGAUAUGAUGGUCAUGCGCCAGCCCUCCCAGCUGGAGGGGUACCUGGGGGCGUGUGUCCUCCACGAAAGCCCACGCAGCACCGCAGUAGCUGAGAUGGACAGUUUGUCAGACCUGUCUCCGCCUGGAACAAACCACAUGGGCUUCAGUCAGCACCCAACCCCAGGCAGCACAGCGGAACAGCCCGCCUCACCUGUUCCCAUCCCCCACGGUGGCCAGGCCUCCGCUCGGGCCCAGCUGCCCGGCCUGCACCCCGGUCUGGUGUCCACGCCCAUUAGCCCUCAACUAGUCAACCAGCAGCUCGUCAUGGCUCAGAUCCUCAACCAGCAGUAUGCCGUCAACCGACUCUUGGCCCAGCAGUCGCUGAGCCAGCAGUACCUGAACCACCCGCCCGUUAACCGGGCUCUCAACAAGCCACUGGAGCCUCAGGUGUCCUCCAACACGGAGGUUUCUUCCGAGAUCUACCAGUGGGUCCGCGAUGAGCUGAAGAGGGCGGGCAUCUCGCAGGCAGUGUUUGCACGAGUGGCCUUCAACAGGACGCAGGGCCUGCUUUCGGAGAUCCUGCGCAAGGAGGAAGACCCCAAGACGGCAUCCCAGUCUCUGCUCGUGAACCUGCGUGCCAUGCAGAACUUCCUGCAGCUGCCGGAGGCCGAGCGAGACCGAAUAUACCAGGAGGAGCGGGAGAGAAGUCUGAGCGCUGCUUCGGCGAUGGGUCCGGCACCGCUGCUUAGUACCCCGCCUAGCCGCCCAUCGCAGCCCCGGAGAGAGGAGUGCAGCAAUGCCAGGGCUGAGGACUGGAAUCCCAGAAUUCCUGUGGGCAUCUCUCCCGUGAAGCCGUCCCCCCUCCCCACCGAAUGGAACGGCAAGUCCGACAACUGCAUCCUGAACAUAAACGCCUCUAUCUAUGAUGAGAUCCAGCAGGAGAUGAAGCGGGCCAAGGUUUCCCAGGCUCUGUUUGCCAAGGUCGCUGCUUCCAAGAGCCAGGGUUGGCUGUGCGAGCUGCUACGCUGGAAGGAGGACCCCUCCCCGGAGAACCGGACCCUGUGGGAGAACCUCUCCAUGAUCCGGCGCUUCUUGAGCCUGGCACAGGCGGAGCGUGACGCCAUCUACGAGCAGGAGAGCAGCGGAGGCCAGCAGCACCACGCUGAGAGACCCCCUCACCUCCUGCAUAUCCCCACAGACCCCCUGCAGUCUCAGUCCCACUCACAACCUCAACACCCGACGCUCUUGUCGCAGCAAAACCCGUCCCAGCCUCCGCAUUCCCAGCAGCCCUUGCAGCAGCAGCAGCAGCAGCAGAUGGGCCCGCGUCUGCCUCCGCGGCAGCCGUCCACAGCCUCGCCGGCUGAAUCCGAGGACGAUGCCCGGAGCAAACCUCCGCCGGCGAGCAAGAUCUCGCUGGAGGCCCUGGGUAUCCUCCAGAGCUUCAUCCAGGACGUGGGCCUCUAUCCGGACGACGAGGCCAUUCACACGCUCUCGGCUCAGCUGGACCUGCCCAAACACACCAUCAUCAAGUUCUUCCAGAACCAACGCUUCUAUGUCAACCACCACGGCAAGCAGAAGGACCACGCAGGCUUCCAGGAAGACAUGGCCGACUUCAAGGAGGGCGAGCUGCUCAAGGACAUGAACGAGAGCACUCAGACCAACAGCACCAUCUUCUCCAUUAAGAUUGAGGAGCACCUGUCCGGUGACAUCCAUUCAGAGUCAGACCACGAUGCGAAAGAGUAGCAUUUCCUCAUUCCUUCUCAACUUUCUGCAGUGUGACUGUAAUGCUAUUUAAAUAGACUGUGAAAAGCAAUGGUAUUGCAGUUUUCUUUUAAUUUUGUAAACCAUGUAUUAUUCACUGUAAGUAAAAAAAAGAAAAAAGAAGAAAACCCGAUGCAUCAUUUAAUAACUUGCACAAAAAUUCUAAAUAUGUUACCGUGGAUAUUUGCAGAUUGCACUUGAUGUGCAUUGUUUUUACACUGGAUUUGAGCUACUGAUGAAGUCAGUGGAGUUUAGACUUUGAUAGAUGUUUACGUUAUGUGGUGUUCACUGGAUUUUACAUGCAUAUACAGCAACGCAGAGACAGUGAAGUCUAUGACAAGGCCUUAACGUGGAGGUACUGAGUCGCACGCCUGCCGGCAGCAAUGUUCCCUCAAACGAAACCGAAACUUGAUUUCAGAUCACUCAGACUUCGGAACCAGGCAGAACCACGUCUUGGAAGUAUGGCUCAAUCUUUAAAACAUUGUUAGGACACAGUGUGUAUAUGUGCACACACACCCACACACCCACACACCCACCCGCACACAAAUAUAUAUAAUGUACUUUACACAUAGACAUAUUAACUGUAAAAAGAUAGUUUUAAAAAAACUAUGCCAACAAAUGCCUUGUAUUAUAUGGCACUGCCGAUGUUCAAUUAUUUUGCAAAAGGUUUGUCACUGUAACUUACUGAAUAUCCACACGAUUUAAAAUGUGAAACAACCUUUGUUUCCCCGUCUAAUUUAUUUGCUGAUUCUUAUGUGUUCUGAUGUAAUUACUUUUUUGGAAGGUUCUGUUGCGUAUGGCUUUUUUUUUUUUUCUUUUCUCAUUUUACUGAUCUUCUAUUUAUAAUUGUAAUUUUCAUGGGCAGUAAAUCAGAAGUGUCUUACACGUUUUAAAUGGAAAAUGUGCUUUAAAGGUUGCCUAUAAAAAGUGCUAUAUGUCAAGCAAAUCAUGCUACAAGCUUCACAAUUGUUGUAUGCAAUUUUUACUAUCAUGCAAAUAAGCUUAGGUAAAUAC
Molecule: messenger RNA, 3712 nt
Organism: Scleropages formosus (Asian bonytongue)
Lineage: Eukaryota; Metazoa; Chordata; Actinopteri; Osteoglossiformes; Osteoglossidae
Gene: satb1b
Product: SATB homeobox 1b
Exons: 13
Coding region: 215-2680 (821 amino acids)
Biological process (GO): regulation of transcription by RNA polymerase II; chromatin remodeling
Molecular function (GO): RNA polymerase II cis-regulatory region sequence-specific DNA binding; DNA-binding transcription factor activity, RNA polymerase II-specific
Source: RefSeq, a predicted model, not a curated record